AUGCAGAUGAUUAGAUUAAGAGAAAAUCAAGUCAUCAGUUUCUUUCUGGAAGGUGUCCCAACAGGUGUGGUGGUCGAAACAACGUGUCCCUGUUUCGGUGAAAGAGCCUUGCCGUGUCUUUCUUUAAGCCUCGUUCACGCGCUGUACGCGCUUUUAAAAAAGUUGGGCUCUUAUAUACACCUCCGUCAUCAUCGUACUCCUGCUGUCCAAAGUUUUCUCCAUAACAUAUUCCCCAUCACUCCGGCAUCAACGUAUCAAAUGGUUACAUCCAAGACUCUGAUCUGCACCAUCCACUCGUGUCGCAUACUCAGCCUUAUCAACAAGCUUUUCAGAAUCAAGCCAGUUGUCGUACUGUACAGAUGCAACAGAGCCAGAAAAACUCAACAAUAUUACACAAGAGUGCUCAUCACUAACAAUCCAACUUUGAUGAAACCCAAAACAAAAAAGCCUAGCAAUAUUCUACUCGAUGAUGAUAUGGUGGCCCAUGUUGGAGGCUUUGGUUUAGCUCAAUUUCUCGGAACAAAUUCAAAGGAACAAGGUGCAAGUGGCAUUAGAGGAACAAUUGGGUAUGCACCUCCAGUGUAUGGCAUUGGGAGUGAGAUGACAAGUAGUGGAGAUGUAUGCAGUUUCAAAAUACUUUUGUUGGAGGUGAUGACAGGGAAAAGGCCGACAGAUGGCAUCUUUAACAAAGGUAUUACCCUUCAUAAGUUUGUUGACAUGGCCUUGUCGGCCAAUGCAAGCGAUGUUAUUGAUGAUGAUCUUCUUAAGUUUCUUCAAGAAGAUGCUAUUGCUAGGAAAUAUACGUUAGCAGAUGCAAAUAAAAUAGAGGAAUGCUUGUCUUCAACUGUUAAACUAGGAGAAUCAUGCUCCAUGGAGUCCCCACAACAACAGAUGAAUAUCAAAAAUGUUGCCCAUAAGUUGCAACAUAUUAUGAAUAUGCUUCAGUAAAUUUGAGGUGCCACGUUAGUCAAUAGUUUGGUUGUUAAUCAUUAAAUAUGGAUGUACUUGAGUAUUUGAUGAAUCUUGGAUUUUGAUGGGUAUCAAAUGUAAAAUAUUUAGAAUUAAUUUAUAAAAUAUG
Messenger RNA from Lactuca saligna, 1078 nucleotides. The record is from the annotation of a GenBank genome assembly. Lineage: Eukaryota; Viridiplantae; Streptophyta; Magnoliopsida; Asterales; Asteraceae.